Molecule: messenger RNA, 2323 nt
Organism: Gasterosteus aculeatus aculeatus (three-spined stickleback)
Lineage: Eukaryota; Metazoa; Chordata; Actinopteri; Perciformes; Gasterosteidae
Gene: scg3
Product: secretogranin III
Biological process (GO): protein localization to secretory granule
Cellular component (GO): secretory granule membrane
Source: RefSeq, a predicted model, not a curated record
GAGUCCAGGGCGCAGCGUCAGCGGCAGUUUCAGCACCAGCGACCGGGCGAAGCGGAGCGGAGCUGUCCACACAUUCAGCACCCGACGGCCAGGGUACAUCUUCCUCCGGGACACGGAGACAGCUUAUUUCAGGAUGGCGUCUAAAUACGUCGGCCUUUUUGUCCUUCUCCAGCUUCUAUCCCUGAACGUAGUGAGCGAGAUAUCUGCCUUCCCCACACCUACAGCCUCCUCGGAUGAUAAAACUGUGUACAACAGAGAGUUGACAGAAGAAAGGCCACUACAAGACCAGAUUGCUGAGGCGGACAGUGUGAAGGCUGCAGUACAGUCAGCGGAGAGCAAGCGUCUUGCGGCCUCCAAGGACACAGAGUCAGAGCAGGACCUCCAUGACUUGACUGUGCUGAAGUCGCUGGCGGACGGCCAGAAAUCAAAGGGGACCUCUGAGGGGCCACCCGAGAAGGAGGACCAGUACGUUCCGGACGAAUCGGACUCAACCAAGAGCCGCCGUCUGGCUGAGGACUACGACUCCACCAAGAACAGGAUGGACGACGGCAAGUACCAGGAUGACCCAGAAAGUUUCCGCCAAAUCGACGGCACUCCGCUGACAGCGGAAGACAUUGUCCAGAAGAUCGCCAACAAGAUCUACGAGGAGGACGACAGAGGGGUGUUCGACAGGAUCGUCUUGAAACUGCUCAAACUGGGCCUGAUCACAGACAGUCAGGCAGAUACUUUGGAGUACCAGGUGGCCGAGGCGCUCCAGGACCUCAUCACCAAAAACGCCAGGGACAACGAGAUUGAGGAUGUUGACAGUAAUGGCCAAGAAACCAACGGAGAGGAAGAUCGAGGCUCGGACGCCGACAAGGACACCUGGAAGCCGCCCAGGCGCAGCUACAUCAAGGACGAGGAGGACGAGGACGAAAACAACGAUGAAGACGAGGACGAGGUGGAGGAGGUGGACAGGGACGCAGAAGAAGAAGGGGGCGACACGGCCGCCAAAACCUGGGACAAAGACACACAGGACGGCAACGAGGUGAGCCCCGAAGACGGGCUCCAGGAUCUGCAGUACUUCCCCAACUUCUACCGUCUGCUCAGGAGCCUCGACUCAGAUCAAGACGCUCAGGAGAGGGAGACAUUGAUCACCAUCAUGAAGACGCUGAUUGACUUCGUGAAGAUGAUGGUGAAGUACGGCACCAUCACCCCGGAGGAGGGCGUGUCCUAUCUGGAGAACCUGGAUGCUAUGAUAGCCAUGCAGACCAAGAACAAGCUGGGCAAAGCUCUCGGGCUUCCUGACUUCACUGGACCCAACGAAAAAGAUUUGGAUGAGGAAGACAACACCAAGGCGGAGGCUGCCAAGAUGCAGAAGGAGUAUGAGAACCUGAAAGACUCAACCAAGGAGGAGCAGCAGCCAACAACUGAGACCAAUCACCCUGGCAAGUCAGAGACUUACCUGGAGGCCAUCAGGAAGAACAUCGAGUGGUUAAAGAAACACAACAAAGACGAGGGCAAAGAAGAUUAUGACCUGUCCAAGCUGAAGGACUUCAUGGACCAGCAGGUUGACGCCUACAUUCAGAAGGGCAUCAUGGCCAAGGACGAGGGUGAAACCAUCAAGAGGAUCUACAGCAGCCUGUAACCCCCCCAUCGCCCAUCCUCCCUCCGGCCUACAACACAGGACUGAAUCUCAGAUUAACAUCUCAAACACUCUGACUACAGUAAUUUCCCAUGGCAUGGUAACGUAUUUACUGUGUAUUCAAAACUACCUGCUCCGUGGAACUUGUUAACCUUCCCGAAAUGUAUCAGGAGAAAGAAUUUAAUAAACUAUCAACAUAACAGUACUGAUUCUUCACAGCUACCUAACAGAUUGUAUUUGCGCGCCAAGAUCGCAGAGUAACCAUUUCACACAACUAAACGCUGGCAUCUAACCAGACUCCUGUGGGAAAUUAUUGUUAUGAGAGUAGGAUGUCAAAGCUGUCAACCAUUUAAUAUAAUUUUUGCAACAGAAUGCAAAUAUAUCAAAGUGUACUCAUUCAGUGUAAAACCUGUUUUAGCCUAUUUUAUUUACCUUUUCCAGUGUACGUGUAAGGUCCCUAUGUAAUCUUGCUUUUUAUUCUACCAAAAAUGUUUGUUGUGCAUCAUGUUAAGUGAUGAGCGACGUACUACAGUUAUGUUCUGCUGUAAUCCUUCUGGAUUACACUAGAGGGGCCCGUUGUACCAUCAAUGUAAUCUGCAUGUCUGCGAGUUCAACAUUUCCAUCUCUGUAGAGACUCAAGAUAAAUAUUUUUCAAUGUAAAUAUGUGAUUUUUUUCCUGAUAUAAAAGCAAUUAAAACU